Messenger RNA from Malassezia vespertilionis, 2595 nucleotides. RefSeq lists its product as uncharacterized. The transcript has a single exon. Gene Ontology annotation, molecular function: protein binding. The record is from RefSeq and is a predicted model, not a curated record. Bases 1 to 2595 code for a protein of 864 amino acids. NCBI's taxonomy places the organism in Eukaryota, Fungi, Basidiomycota, Malasseziomycetes, Malasseziales, Malasseziaceae.
AUGGCUGCUCCCUGGCGGGUGCUCGCGGGGCUGGUGCGCGGGCAUGUGCCGCGGUGGCAUGUCGCGCGGGGGCUGCGCAUGCCGUGCUUUCCUGUGCGCGCCCUUUCGUCUUCCGUGCGCCGCGCCGCACUUGCAAUGCACACGCCCGAAGCAUGGGCCGUAGCCAGCGGCGACCCGCCGCUGGCAGAGGCCAUGGCGCAGCACGCGGCAUGCAGCGCUACGCGCCCUCUGCUAGAAUCACUGCAGCGCAAUAUUCACGCCGACGACCCCAGUGCGGGGCUCGCGCAUAUCCAGCACGCACUCGCGCUUGCCUAUACCACGCUCUUUGCCCCGUUCGCACGCACGUCUGCGAGCACAGUAUCCGCGCACGAGGCGCUUGCGCUACUGGGCUACGCCGCCGAGGCGCUCAUGUUACUCGGCACGCACGAGGCGCAUGUCCUUGCGCGAAAACUGCUUACCUUUGCGCAGCUGCACGUCGGCGCCGUCCCCCUGGUGCAUUUCCGGCGCAUGGCGCAGACGCUCGGCGCUGCGCGCGACAUGGAGCUCGUCCUGCAGAUCGAGCGUGUCGCGCACAUCCACCAUCCCGGUGUGCACGACGCUGGGCUUCUGCGCGCGCGUUUGCUUGCGUGCGACGCACUUGGACGCGACGCCGAGUUUGCCGCGUCGUGGGAGCAGGCCGAGUGCGCGGACUACGAUGCGCAUGCGCUGCGCGUCGCGCACUGCCUUGCGCGGCACGAUGCCGUGGCGCUCCAGACAGCGCUCAAGGCCAUGGCCGCUGCUUUUCCGCUCCGCGCGAGCUUGUGGCGGCGCUUGGCCGAGGCGUACGCGCCGCUGCGGCCCCUGCUUGCGCAAGUGCCGCCGCGCGAGUGCGAGCCUGCUGAGCUGCUCGACGACCUGCUCCGCGCGGCGCUGCACGGCGCGCAUGCACAGCACGUACCCUACCUUCUUGCGCUCUUCGGCGUGCCGGGCAGCGAGCACCUCGACGUGCAGCACGCGAUUCCGCGCGCCGCGCAAAAUGUCGCAAGGGUGCAUCCACUGCCGCACACACUCGGCCUCGCGUCGACGUGGGCGGGGCGGCGCGGCAUGCCGCUCGCCGCGCUCGCCUUCUUCCGUGCGGCGCUGCACGCCGCGCCGCACGCCACGCCGCGCGUUCCUGUCGAAGAGCGGCGCAAGGUGCCAAAGCGCGACGCAGCGCGCAUGGCGCUCCACCAUGCCGCCGCGGGUGUCGUGCAGGCGUAUGCACGCAGCGGCAUGCCUGCGCGCGGCAUGGCCUUUGGCGCCCACGUCCUCGGUGCGCCGUGGCGCGCUGCGUGCGCUGCAGACCAAGCACCUGCGGUGCCCGCGGCGUGUGUGCAGCGCAACUCGGCGUGCACUGCGGCGCUCCUCGAGUGCGCCGGGGCGCUGCACGACGCUUCGCUCGCGCGUGCAGUCCUCAACGACGCGCGCGCGUACGGCAUCAAGCCCGGCGGCAGAGUCCGGCGCGCGCUCGCGGCGCUCCUCGUCGACGCGCUCGACACGCCGCGUGCGCAAGUCCAGGAGAUGAGCGCCGCGCUGGCCGCGCCGGUCGCAUGGUGCGGCGGCCGCUCGUCCACCGGUGCGCUUCCCAGCGCGGUGCGGCAGGCCAAGCUGUGCGACGCGCUUGCCGCGCUUGGCUUUAACGCGCGUGCAGAGCUCGCCGUGCUCCGCGACCGGAGCGUUCGCCGCGAGCAGCACACGCCCGCGGCGCUGCACGUCUGGGUGCGCGACACGGCGCUGCAGCCCGCUCCCGACGCGUUGGCGCGCGGGUUCCGGGCGCAGGACGCGCCAUGCACACCUCCCCCUGCGCCCGAGCCGCCGUCUGCGGCGCGCCUCGCCGUGUCUGCAGCCCUCGGCGACACACACGCGCUCCAGCGAGAGUUUUGCGCGCUCCUCGACGCUGGCAUCCGGCCCACCGCCGCGCAUCUCCUCCCCCUUGUGCACGCACUCUGCAAAGCGCGCCGCGGCGCCGAGGUGCUCUGGCUCCUGGACACGGCGCAGCGUGCGUGGAAUAUUGCGCCGACGCAUGCCAUGUACGCGCACCUUGCGUCGAUGUACGCUGCAGAAUCCGACUGGCGCGCCGUCCAGCACACGCUGCAAGACAUGCGCAAGCACAACCUCACGCCCGACGCACACCUCUACGACACGCUUGCGCUUGCCGCGCGCGCGCAAGCGGCCCAGGACGUGCUGGGCAUUCCCCACUGGCUCAUGCGCGGCGCGCCGAACGCUGCCGUGGACGUGGCGCGGCCCGCGAGUGUCGUGCAGCAUUUCCAGCUGCUGAUGCAGGCGCACGAGUACCUCGGCGCGCAGCAAUUCUUCCAGGCGUGCCUUGCGCGCGGCCUCGUGCCCGACUAUCGGAUGCGGCGUAUGCUGCGCCGCGCGGGCAACUACGUGGACAAGAUGCUGCGCCGCGCGCCACACAAUGGCACGCUGCAGGAAGCGCGGCGUCUGCAGCAGGAAAACAGCCACGCGUCGCGCUUUGCCACGCGCGGCCGUACGCUGGUCGCGGAGCGCCGCGCGUACCGCAAAGCGCUGCUUGGACUGGUGCGGGAUGUGGUUGCAGGGCGCGUGGAUACGUAG